AUGCGUCUUCAACAAGCGUUACUGGGGCCCCUUCUCGUUUCCUUUGCCUUUGCGCAGGACCUGGGUGUCCCACUAUCAUGGAGGAAAUUCAGCAACUCCCGUCCCCGUUCCGAGCGGAUUACCAUCGCGCAAAAUGCUAUCAACGCGAUCGUUCCCCAGCUUGACUCCUCGAAUGGAGAAUUCAACAGCAUUGGAUAUUGGCAAUCAGGCAAUGUGUAUUCCGCUGCCGCCAACCAAGACAAAUCCGCUGGGACGACAACCAAUCGGGCGUUCGUGAUCAACAAUCUCAACCUUGUCUACAGCAAAUAUGCGCAUUAUGACAAAUAUGGGGUGUGUUUGAGCAUCUUGCGCUACGGCAUACGUAUGUUCUUUGAACGCUUAUUCAGUAUAACGAUGACGCGAUGUGGUGGGCACAAUCGGCGCUCUAUGCAUACCGCGCCUACAAUAAAUAUGCUUGCACAUGCGGUCGAUGUUUGGACCCAUGUUACCGGCUAUGUCGUUACCCAGGCCCAAGCCAACUCUGGCAGGAACCCUUUGAAGACAGUUACCAUCCAGUCAACCUGCAAUGGAAAGACGAUGGCGGGAGGCGUUUUCUGGACUACCAGGGCAGACGACGGAGGGAUCAACUCAAUCACCACCGGCCUCUAUACAACGCUUUCUGCUUUCUUAGCUGAAUACACCGGUAACUCGACCUACACCAAUGCCGCGAUUCUCAGCGCGAAUUGGAUCAAGAACCACCAAAUCAAUGCAAAUAACAUUGUCCUCGACACCACCAGCGCCGAUUGUUCGACCGGGCCUGGACUUUACACCUAUAACAGCGGCAAGUAUAUCGAGGGACUGAGUGUUCUGGCAGCCGUCACCGGAGACUCUUCGUGGACUUCAUUAAUGAUCAAUAUCCUGAACUCUGCUGUCAAGUCGUCUGCAUGGCAAGGCUCCGACGGCAUUAUCACCGAAGGCUCCAGCCCUGGUGGCAAUAACGACGGUGUCGGUUUCAAAGCAAUCUUCAUUCGCGGCCUCCAUGAAGCCUGGACCCGCAACUCCCCCAACACCGCUCUCCUCACGCUUAUCCACAGCUACGGCGAUGUGCAAUACAAUGCGCUGCUCGAUCUGGCCGCGACCGGCAACACCUAUUCGUCCAACUGGCACGGUCCGCCUCAGGCAUUCACGACAUGGGGCCAACUUGCAGCGUUGGACGUGAUGACUUCAAAUAUUGACACCAAUUAG
This is a messenger RNA of Mycena indigotica, 1224 nucleotides long. Its product is annotated as Glycoside hydrolase family 76 protein. Bases 1 to 1224 code for a protein of 407 amino acids. NCBI's taxonomy places the organism in Eukaryota, Fungi, Basidiomycota, Agaricomycetes, Agaricales, Mycenaceae. The record is from RefSeq and is a predicted model, not a curated record. The transcript is spliced from 11 exons. Gene Ontology annotation, biological process: carbohydrate metabolic process.